UGCCAGGUCAAGAAUGGCUUGUAUACAAUGCAAAUUCAAAAUGAUGAUAUGGUAAAUCGCUGGAAUGUGGCAAAGACUGAUUCAACUCUUGUGUUUUAAUGCAAUAGAAGUGACUAAGACUGGGAGAAGAGUGUAAAUGGAUCCCUCAUCACACUUAAAGGGGCGUGAAAUACCAUCUUACCAAAAUGUGGGCGGGGUUCCAAAGUUUCUGCUUAUAAAAAGGGAUUCCAGCAGAUGGAAGGUAGAGCGUAGGAGUGCCUCACACCCCAAGCCUUAACCAACUUCAUACUUUCUUGGCUGCAGUUUCUCAGGCCUACUGUCUCAGGCAUCUUCGCAAUGCCAUCAAAUCUCCUUACACCUUUUCUUGAGUUGGAUGAGGAAUUUUGCAAGACUUUUCAGAGUCUAGAAGUGCAGGAUGGGUCGCGGCGUGCAGUCGGAUUCCAGCGUAGACAUUCCCUGUGCCCGGUCACACUUCCCAACUCCAAAUUCAACAUCGUUGGAGGAGUCAUAGACCCUACAGAUGACCUCUGGUCCCUUACAAGCAUUAUCAACCAGCCAUGGAGCCGGGAACAGCUUCCGCGCUCUGCCCUACAGCGCAUCCCGUUCCGGGCUGACCGCUCUGUGAGUAUGAUCGAAGGACACGUGAGUGGCGAGUCCACCCUACCGCCUCCACCGGGCCUGUGUAUCUCCCCGCCGGGCCUGAGCGUCUCCCCGUCCUCCCCAAGAGCAACACCGGUGCCCGCUGUAUCUGCGCGCUACAAAACCGAGCUCUGUCGCACCUACGAGGAGAGCGGAGCGUGCAAGUACGGUGCCAAGUGCCAGUUUGCGCACGGCACAGACGAGCUGCGCGGCCUGAGCAGGCACCCCAAGUACAAAACCGAGCCGUGCCGUACCUUCCACACCGUGGGCUUUUGUCCUUACGGCGCGCGCUGUCACUUCAUCCACAACGCCGACGAGCAGCAGCAACAGCGGCAGGCCACGAGCACCACCAGGGAGCGCCCGCGCCUGUUGCGCCAGAGCGUCAGCUUCGCCGGCUUUUCUUCCCGAGCCACCGUGGCUGCUUUCCAGGCCCUGCCAGACCCGCUCGCGUUCACCAGAGCGUCUUCAGUGUCUCCUCCACCAUCAUCUUCCUUUUCGUGCAGCCCUGAUCUCCCGUCUCCACCACUGCUCCCAGAGCACGGAGCCUUGAAGCACGGCUUCGGGUUCACAGCAGAUAUCGCGCUCAGCGACCGGAUCGCGGCUCUGCAGCGCAGCGCGUCUGCGGACUCGCUCUCUGAUCACGACAGCUACUCGAGCUCCGGGAGCCUAAGCGGCUGCGACUCUCCUGGUGUAGAAUUAUGCAGGCGUCUGCCCAUCUUCAGCCGCCUGUCUGUCUCAGACGAUUAA
This is a messenger RNA of Ictalurus furcatus (blue catfish), 1386 nucleotides long. RefSeq names its product mRNA decay activator protein ZFP36L1. The record is from RefSeq and is a predicted model, not a curated record. The transcript is spliced from 2 exons. The coding region runs from base 337 to 1386 and encodes 349 amino acids. Gene Ontology annotation, molecular function: mRNA binding; metal ion binding. Lineage: Eukaryota; Metazoa; Chordata; Actinopteri; Siluriformes; Ictaluridae.